GCCAGAGGAGUCGGGCGACGAGGGGGUGGCCCGCUGUGCGCGCUCCAUCCUGAACAAGCUCACGCUGGAGCGGUUCGACCCCCUCUACGAGCAGCUUGCUGGCUGCGGUGUCAGGACGCCUGCCCACGUGGCGGUCCUGAUGCGGGAGAUCCACGAGAAGGCCACCAGCCACAACACCCGAUCUUCGCCGGCAUGUACGCCGACCUCUGCGCUCGCCUGGAGAAGGACCCGCGCGUCGCGCCCGCCGUGGACUCCCAGCAGCAUGCCUUCCGCCGCCUGCUGCUCAACGAGUGCCAGGCCGCCUUCGAGCGGCUGCUCGAGCCGCAGGCGGAGGGCGGCCCUCAGGACGACGAGGAGCUCCUCGGGCGCUGGCAGAGCUGCGGGGACGCCCUGGAGUCCCUGGCGGCGCUCCUGACCGUGGCUGGCCCGACGUUCGACGUCGAGUCGUGGGCACUGAAGCAGCAGGUGGACGCCAUCUUCGCCCGCGUCGGCGAGCUCGUGGCGACGCCCGCCCUGCCCGCGCGCACGCGCUUCCUGCUGCGCGACGUGCUCGACCUGCGCUCGGCCGGCUGGCCCAGCCAGGCCGGAGCCGCCACGAAGCGCCCGGAGCCAAUGACCCUGUGCCAGGACCACAUGACCCUGGGGCAGGUCCGCGGGUCCGCAGGCUGCACCACGGUGCCGCCAGCCGCCGCCGCCGCCGCCGCGGCGCGGGCGGACGCCGAGCCGUGCCCCGACCGCGGCAGCCUGCGCGCCGCCGCGGCAGAGUUCACCCCGCUGGCGAGGUGCGGCAACCUGCGCAGCGCCGCGGCGGAGUUCACCCCGGCGGCGCAGCGCGGCAGCCUGCGCGCCGCCGCGGCAGAGUUCAUCCCGGCGGCGAAGGCCCCCUCGCCGGCCACGCCCACGACCGCGACGCCCACGUCUUCCGCGCCCGCGUCGCCCAAGGUGGCCCCGAGGUCGGGCGGUCCCUCUGAGCUGGAGCUGGCGUCGAGGCCCUUCAGCGUGCGCGACUUCCACCGCGAGCUCUCGGCCGUCAUGAAGGACCUCGGCGUGGACCGCAAUGUGGGGGUGGCGGUGCGCAGAAUCCGCGCGCAGAACGUUCCGAAGACGCACCAGGCCAGGGAGUUCGCCGACGUGCUGACCCGGGCGGCGGAGGAGAGCCGCGGACCCGUGCGUCGCUCCGCCUUUGCGUUCGCGGCCGGCCUCGCGGCCUCCGCCUCGGACAGCGCCUUCGGCCGCGAGGAGUGCAUGGCGGGCGUCGAGGCCUUCUUCGGGGAGG
Prorocentrum cordatum is the source of this 1276-nucleotide messenger RNA. The record is from the annotation of a GenBank genome assembly. NCBI's taxonomy places the organism in Eukaryota, Dinophyceae, Prorocentrales, Prorocentraceae.